GAGGAUGACGGCGCGGUGUGCCCAGGAGAGCAUCUAUAACCUCCUGCCCCGCCUGGAGGAGAAGCCUGUCAAACCUCCCAGGUAUAUAUCCACAUUUAGACCAUCCGUGAAACGUGAAGUAGAGAAAAAUAAAGCUCAGUGGAAAACUAUGGGACCAGCAAAAGUUGCAGUGCCAUCUCCAAAAAACUUUCUGCAGAAACAUUCAAAGGAACCCAAGCUACCAGCAAGAAAAAAAGAACAGGAUAGUAAGAAAUUGCCUGCAUUAUCAGUGCCACAGAGGACAGAUCACCCAGUUAUGGGAAUUCAGACUAAAAAGAAUUUUAUAAAUACAAAUGCAGUUGCUGCUAUCAUGGGAUUGCCUAAAAAGCCUCAACCUAUUUAUGUUGAUAGAAGACAGGGAGAUAAAUAUCUCCUUGAAACUUCAGGACUUGUUCCAAAAUAUAUUAAAAAAAAGGAUUAUGGUGUUACACCAAAAUACGUAACACGGAGAAAUGAAGAAAUGAAGAGAGCUCAGACAGAAUAUGAGGCCAGUAUCUUGGAGGAUCUCAAGAAAAGAGCCAUGAAACGGCUAUCUGAUGAAGAAAGAAGUAGUCUUCUGCAGGGACUGAAAAAGAACUGGGAGGAAGUGUAUCGUGAAUUUCAGGGUCUUUCGGUAGAAGUAGACACCAUACCCAAGAAGAUAUAUAAAGAAAAGCUGGAAUUGCAGAUGAAACAACUGGAGCAUGACAUAGAAGUAAUUGAGAAGCACAAAGUUAUCUACAUUGCAAAUGAGUAAGGACUGUUUUUCAGAUCUUUCCUCUCCUUCUUUUCUCUUUCUCUAUCCCUACAUCUCCAAGAACCGCCCCCCUGAAUUCUCAGAAGCAAUUGACACCGCCAACUAUUCAGAAGGAAAUACUCAACUAAUAGAAGUAUGUAGCUUCUUAGAAGUUUUACAUAUAGUUCUCAACUGU
This is a messenger RNA of Balearica regulorum gibbericeps (East African grey crowned-crane), 950 nucleotides long. RefSeq names its product enkurin, TRPC channel interacting protein (gene ENKUR). Gene Ontology annotation, cellular component: axonemal microtubule; acrosomal vesicle. Lineage: Eukaryota; Metazoa; Chordata; Aves; Gruiformes; Gruidae. Gene Ontology annotation, molecular function: calmodulin binding. The record is from RefSeq and is a predicted model, not a curated record.